CUUGUCGUGGCCUUUCCCCCCAUCUCAAUUCGAAACUCUACAUUCCUGCAAUCGACCAAAAAUUUUGUUUGUCUUGCUAUCACUUCAUUUCUGCAAAGUUCAGGUCGCCUUGUCUUCGCAUUGUUGCCAUAUAGCCACGCCAACAUGUCGCUAGUGGCCCACCUGGUGCGCCGCGGGGUGGGGCUUGCAUGGAGCGCCCACGCCGAGUCACAGCGCCUGAAGCGAGACGCUGCGGCAGCUGAUGCGCACACCGGCAAGCACGCCUCUAUGAGCACCGGCCAGCUCGUCGCCACUGCUCUGCUGAUAAUUACCGUCGUCGCGUCCAUCUUCACCUACUUUUGGAUCGAAUACACGCUGCACUUUGUCUUGGGCAAUCUUGUCGCGGUUGAGGACAGCACAGCGACAGCGGGGUCCCCCAGCGGCAUCGCUGGAGCCAGGGAAAGCGAAUCCAAAGACGGCGAGUUCAAAGACGGCGUGUCCAAAGACGGCGUGUCCAAAGACGGCGAGCCUGUCGAAGUCGAAGGCACCGACGACCAAGCCGAGAAGGAGUCGCUCAUUCCCUCCACAUCCGACGAGCGUGUCGUUCCUCGCGGGAAUGCGGGCACGACACCCAUCACCGCCAGCAUCCGAUCCACCCUGAAGCACAUCCGCGCACUGGACGGGUUCAAGGGCUACUUCCGUGGCCUCGGCGCGUUCUUCCUCUAUGCCAUCACUUCCGGUAUCCUCUAUGCGCUUCUCGUCCUCUUGGCCGAGUUCGUAAAUCCCGGCGUCACGAAUUCGCUCGGGACCUUGAGCCUGCCCGAGCUCGUUGCCGACUUCACCGUUACCAUGUCCACCUGCCGCUUGCACUGCAACUGGACCCACGCCACCGUCCGCGACAACACAGACAUUCCCGCCCGCGGCGUCUACCGCCGUUCGCGAUAUGUCUCUCGCAAGGACUACCGGUUCCUCUCGCUGCCCGCCAUGCGCAUCUGGCUCGCCAGGGCCGCCGCGACGGCGCUACCGCUUGCCGUCUUCCGCACCGCCCAGCCCAUGAUCCGCCCGACCCCUGUCGCGGCCACGCUGGUGACCGUGUUGUUUGUCGUCGUUUGCGUGCUGGUCUCGGUCUCGGUGGUGCUGCCCGCCAGGAUCGCCCGCACGCGCAUCGAGACAUCGCUGCUCCUCGAGACCGUGUCCACCAUUGUGCCCGUCGACCGGACCUUUGGCGGCCGCGUCGACCGCACGCAGUCGCUGGCCUGGUGGCGCUUUGUGGCGCUGCAUCUCGGCCUCGUCGGCGCGUACAAGACCUUUGACCGCGCCACCUUCUGCCGCGCCCUCAAGGUCUGGGCCGUGUAUUUCUUUGUCGCCCUCACCUUCAUGUUUGGUGUGACCGCCCUGCUCUGUGUUGAGCUCCUGUUCGUCAUGGGCGGUCCUGAGGCGGCCACCGCGGUUGUCAAGCAGAUGAUCGCGGACAACGGGUCCCCCUGA
Messenger RNA from Lasiosphaeria miniovina, 1467 nucleotides. RefSeq lists its product as uncharacterized. The transcript has a single exon. The coding region runs from base 145 to 1467 and encodes 440 amino acids. Lineage: Eukaryota; Fungi; Ascomycota; Sordariomycetes; Sordariales; Lasiosphaeriaceae. The record is from RefSeq and is a predicted model, not a curated record.